Molecule: messenger RNA, 3249 nt
Organism: Musca domestica (house fly)
Lineage: Eukaryota; Metazoa; Arthropoda; Insecta; Diptera; Muscidae
Product: alanine--tRNA ligase, cytoplasmic
Exons: 3
Coding region: 162-3065 (967 amino acids)
Biological process (GO): tRNA modification; alanyl-tRNA aminoacylation
Cellular component (GO): cytoplasm; mitochondrion
Molecular function (GO): aminoacyl-tRNA deacylase activity; amino acid binding; nucleic acid binding
Source: RefSeq, a predicted model, not a curated record
CAUGGACCUUAUAUAGCCCUUGAUUCUAAAGGUUGAAUUUUAAUCUUCGAAAGUCGACAUACACGUCCCUAUACCCAUGCAUAAACGUACUAGCCGAAACGGAACUAAAAUAUCUGCAUUAAAGUGGUUAACAUAAAUUGGUUUCUGACUGGAUCAUCAAAAUGCAUUUUCUUACAGCUGCUGAAGUCCGCCAAGCCUACUUGGACUUUUUUAAGGAGAAAAAUCAUAUUUAUGUGCAUUCAUCCAGUACUAUUCCUUUGGAUGACCCAACGCUGCUUUUCGCAAAUGCUGGAAUGAAUCAGUUUAAACCUAUUUUCUUAGGAACAGCAGAUCCCAAUAGUGACAUGUCAAAGUGGCUUCGUGUAGCCAAUAGUCAAAAAUGUAUUCGUGCAGGUGGUAAACACAACGAUUUAGACGAUGUUGGUAAAGAUGUUUAUCAUCACACGUUCUUCGAAAUGUUGGGAAAUUGGUCCUUUGGUGAUUAUUUCAAAAAGGAAAUAUGUGCCUGGGCUUGGGAGUUUUUAACGGAGCGAUUAGGAUUGGAUAAGGAUCGAUUGUAUGUGACGUACUUUGGUGGAGAUGAAACAAGUGGUUUGGAGCCAGACUUAGAAUGCAAGCAAAUAUGGAUGAAUUUAGGAUUAAAAGCUGAACAUAUCAUACCAGGCAAUAUGAAAGAUAACUUUUGGGAAAUGGGGGAGACGGGGCCUUGUGGUCCAUGUUCCGAAUUACAUUUUGAUCGUAUAGGUGGUCGUAGUGUCCCCGAGCUUGUAAACAUGGAUGACCCCGAUGUAUUGGAAAUAUGGAAUUUAGUCUUCAUUCAAUUUAAUCGAGAACAAGAUGGGUCCUUGAAACCAUUGCCCAAAAAGCACAUUGACUGUGGUAUGGGCUUUGAGCGUUUGGUUUCAGUCAUUCAAAAUAAACGUUCAAACUACGACACUGACAUAUUUGUACCUCUUUUUGACGCUAUUCAUGUAGGAACAGGAUGUGCUCCAUAUGGAGGUAAAGUUGGAGCAGAAGAUGUUACCGGCGUAGAUAUGGCCUAUCGAGUUUUGGCUGAUCAUGCAAGAACUCUAACCAUUGCUUUAGCCGAUGGAGGAGUUCCCGACAAUUCCGGCCGGGGUUAUGUGCUACGUCGAAUUUUGCGCCGUGCCGUUAGGUAUGCUACAGAAAAAUUAAACGCAAAACCAGGAUUUUUCGCGACUCUCGUCUUUACAGUCAUUGAUUUACUUGGUGAUGCUUUUCCUGAAGUAAAAAAGGAUCCUCAGCAUAUUGUUGACAUUAUAAACGAGGAGGAGCAACAAUUCUUAAAGACACUUUCCAGAGGUAGAAAUCUCUUUAAUAGGACUGUUGCCAAACUUGGAGAUGAAAAAAUAAUUCCAGGUGACGUCACUUGGCGUUUGUAUGACACAUAUGGCUUUCCAGUAGAUUUAACUCAGUUAAUGGCCGAGGAAAGAGGUCUACAAAUUGAUAUGGAGGGCUAUGAGUCCGCAAAACACAAUUCCUAUAUUCUUUCUCAGGGAAAAGGUGCCAACAAAGUUGACGAGAUCAAUCUCGACGUUCAUGCCAUUUCCCAACUUAAGGAUAAAGGAAUUCCAGUUACUGACGAUAGCUUCAAAUAUUCAUAUGAUAGUGUAUCAGAUGAUCCUCAAUCUGAAUAUAAAUUUAAUUCGUGUACUGGAAAAAUUGUUGCUAUACGAUACAAUAAUGAAUUCGUACAAAAGGUUUAUUCUGGUCAAAAGGCUGGAAUUGUUUUAGAUAAAACUAAUUUCUAUGCUGAAAGUGGAGGCCAAAUUUAUGACCAAGGAGUUUUGGUAAAAGUGGAUGAAGAAGAAAAUGAAUUUAUGGUAGACUGUGUGUACAACCGGGGCGGUUACAUUCUUCAUAUUGGGAUUGUGGAAGGCUGCCUUGCUGUUGGAAAUACGUUGAAUUUACAAAUUGAUACAAUUAGACGAUCGCUGACCAUGAAAAAUCAUUCUGCUACGCAUGCCCUCAACCACAGCCUUUUAAAAGUACUGGGCAAAGACACCGAUCAAAAGGGUUCCUUAGUAGUGCCAGAAAAAUUAAGAUUUGAUUUUAGCUGCAAAUCUGCCAUGACUACUGAACAGAUUGCAAAAACUGAACAGUUAACAAAGGAUCUUGUGUACCAGAACGUCCCCAUCUAUGCAAAAGAAUCAAAAUUGCAUGUUGCAAAAACCAUCCGCGGGCUGCGCUCCGUUUUCGAUGAAGUAUACCCAGAUCCAGUUAGAGUUAUAUCCUUUGGUAUCCCUGUUGAGGAAUUAGAACAGAAUCCAGAAGGUGAUGCUGGAGAAAAAACUUCUGUAGAAUUCUGCGGAGGAACUCACUUAAAGCGGUCAGGCCACAUUGUCGAUUUUGUAAUAAGCAGUGAGGAAGCUAUUUCAAAGGGCAUCCGACGCAUUGUAGCUCUUACUGGGCCAGAAGCUUUGAAAGCUAUAAGUAAAUCAAACCUAUUUCAAGCUGAAAUCGAAAAACUUAACAAAGCAAUCGAAGAGGAUUCCCAUGGUAAAAAUUCUAAAAAUAUUGUUAAACAAAUUGUUGAAAUUAAUGAAGAAAUUUCUCGCGCCACUAUUCCCCAUGUUAAAAAGGAUGAGAUGAGAAACAAUCUUAAAAAUCUUAAGAAAAAAUUAGAUGAUAAAGAGCGCGCAUUGAAAAAUCUCGUUGCACUACAAGUAGUAGAAAGGGCUAAAGAAUUGUGCACUUCUAAACCGAAUGCUCCGUAUAUGGUAGAACAAUUGGACGCCUAUAAUAACACUAAGGCAUUAGACGCUGCUCUUAAACAAGUUCGAUCGUUAUGUCCAGACACUUCUGCAAUGUUUUUGUCUGUCGAUGUUGACUCCAAGAAAAUAUUCUGUCUAUCGUCUGUUCCCAAGACUGCUGUAGAAAAAGGCCUGAAAGCAAAUGAAUGGGUACAAUAUAUUUCUUCCGUUCUCAACGGCAAAGGUGGCGGUAAGCCCGAAUCUGCACAAGCAUCCGGCUCCAACUACGAAAAUAUCGUAGACAUAAUUAAAGUAGCUGAAGAAUUCGCAAAAACUAAGCUUGAGGCUUAAUAUAUCGGUGUAACAUUAUCAGUAACUGACUUGUUCCGUAUAGUAUAUGCAUUUACAAUGUAAUUUUUUCCCCAAUGUAUGUUGAGUAAUUAUGCGGCUUAAUAAUUAAUAUUUAUAACUGGACACAUCAUCUAUUAAUUUUACACAAUUUUCACAAAUAAAUUCGUCAGUUUCUAAAACACAA